This is a messenger RNA of Coturnix japonica (Japanese quail), 3360 nucleotides long. It is a transcript of the gene DBT, whose product is annotated as dihydrolipoamide branched chain transacylase E2. Lineage: Eukaryota; Metazoa; Chordata; Aves; Galliformes; Phasianidae. Gene Ontology annotation, molecular function: acetyltransferase activity; lipoic acid binding. Gene Ontology annotation, cellular component: mitochondrion; cytoplasm. The record is from RefSeq and is a predicted model, not a curated record.
UCGCGGAGCUCCCCGCCGUACAGAUGCGAUCCGGGCCGGGCCCGGAGGACAGCGAGAGCUCGGCGGAGCACCGUACUCGGGAAGCAAAGCGAAGCGAAGCGCGGUGCCUGUGCCGGGUGGCGGCGGAGCAGGCGCAGAGCGGAGCCUCCCGCCCGCAGCGCGCUGGGGGCGGCACCGCACAGCGAGGCGCCGCCGGGUCCCACCGCCCCGGAGCCGCGGGAGGGGCCGGAGCUGCCCGUCCCGGAGCAGAGCUGUGCCGCGGGGCCGCCUGCGGGCGGUAUCCGUCACGCCGCCCGCGCUGUCCCGCACACACACAGCGGGGCCCCACGGCCACCCCCAGCCCGGCUGGUUGGCUGCGGCCCGCGUGGCCGCGCGCGGGUUGGCUGCCGGGUGGGAGGUGUGCGGGGCGUGGGGCUGCCUCUUCCUGCAGGAACAUGGCGGCCGUGACCGCUUUGAGGAGCAGCUGCCGGACCGCGGGGCGCCUGCUUUUCCCCCAGGUUUGUGUUCACCACGUUAGAUCGUGCAGCAGCCUUCGCUUUAUCAAAUCAAAAUAUGCGUGCGUGUUUGACAAAUCUGCCUUCAACUUUAGUCAUCAGCAGCGAUUAUUCAGAACAUCUGCUGUGUCAUGUGGCCAAAUUGUCCAGUUUAAGCUUUCUGAUAUUGGAGAGGGUAUUACAGAGGUGACUGUAAAAGAAUGGUAUAUAAAGGAAGGUGAUAGUGUUUCUCAGUUUGAUAGCAUCUGUGAAGUGCAAAGCGAUAAAGCUUCUGUUACUAUUACUAGCCGUUAUGAUGGCAUCAUUAGAAAACUCCAUUACAAUUUAGAUGAAAUAGCUUAUGUUGGAAAGCCACUUGUGGACAUUGAAAUUGACGCUUCAAAAGGUGUUGCUCCAGAAGAAGACGUUGUUGAAACACCAGCUAUGUCUCAUGAAGAACACACACACCAAGAGAUAAAAGGUCACAAAACAUUAGCAACACCUGCAGUUCGUCGUCUUGCUAUGGAAAACAACAUUAAAUUGAGUGAAGUUAUUGGAACAGGGAAAGAUAACAGAAUCCUUAAGGAAGACAUUCUCAAUUUUUUGGCCAAACAAACGGGAGCCAUCCUACCGCCAUCACCAAAGGCUGAAAUUGUUCCACCGUUGUCAAAAUCAGAGACAGUGCCAACUGCUCCAAAGGACAAAGCACGCAAAAUUCCAAUGCCUAUUUCCAGACCCAUCAUGUUUUCAGGAAAAGAUAAAACUGAACCUGUAACAGGUUUUCACAAGGCAAUGGUAAAGACUAUGACCGCUGCCUUAAGGAUCCCUCACUUUGGUUAUUGUGAUGAGAUUGACUUGACUCACCUUGUUCAGUUGCGAGAAGAGCUGAAACCUUUAGCACAAGGUCGUGGAAUUAAGCUUUCCUUUAUGCCUUUCUUCAUAAAGGCAGCAUCUCUGGGAUUAUUGCAGUAUCCCAUUCUUAAUGCUUCUUUGGAUGAAAGCUGUCAGAACGUCACUUACAAGGCUUCACACAACAUUGGAGUCGCUAUGGACACAGAACAAGGAUUAAUUGUCCCAAAUGUGAAAAAUGUUCAAGUCAGUAGUAUCUUUGAGAUUGCUUCUGAAUUAAAUCGCCUACAAGCCUUGGGCUCUGCUGGCCAGCUGGGAACAAAUGACCUCACUGGGGGAACGUUCACCCUUUCAAAUAUUGGCUCAAUUGGUGGUACUUAUGCCAAAGCAGUGAUUCUACCUCCUGAAGUUGCUAUUGGAGCACUUGGAAAGAUACAGGUUCUUCCUCGAUUUAAUGGAAAAGGUGAAGUAUUUAAAGCACAGGUAAUGAAUGUGAGCUGGUCAGCUGAUCACCGCAUUAUUGAUGGAGCUACAAUGGCCCGUUUUUCUAACCUCUGGAAAUCUUAUUUGGAGAACCCUGCUUCAAUGCUGCUAGACCUUAAGUAAAGGAAAUCAUGGCUAGAAUAUGCCUUUAAACUGUGUUAGACUGAAUAACUACAAAAGCUGGCUUUGCUAGCACGUGCCCUUUGCUAAUCAUGUUAUAUAAUAAUUUUAUGUGGUUAAAAGUUCUCAUCAGCUGAUAUCAGUCUAUCAAUUAAUUGUUACUUUUAAUUAGUAGUGCUGUAAUUUCUUCUACAGCAGGCUGUCGUGGCACAACUUCUGAAUAUGGUGAUGGAUCAUCUUUAUUUUGCCUUCUGUAAUACAUAUGAUUGUAAGACUGGUGUAAAUGAAUCACUGAUCUCCAUCUGUAGUAUUUUUAAUCAGAUUAACUCAUUUUGAAGGUAAAAACAUACAGUUCUUCUUUGUUGGAAACAUAAAUUUAUCUUAACAGACGAUAUCAAAAUUCCCAAAAGAAAUUAUGCAAAAUUAAAUGCAAAUAAAAUGCCUAUUAUGCUUCUGCUGUAAGAUGUCCAGAGAGCUUUUUGUUGUUUAACAGUUAAACUCUCAAGCCUUCUACUUUUUCCUGGUAUUACUUGCACAGGUGCUUUAUCAAAUAAAGCAUAAAGGGAGAGGACGUAUUUGUUCAAAUACAUACUGAUAACAUUUGCUGAUAACUAUCAGGGCCUUGAAACUCUCUAGAAUAUACUGUAUUUUUAUAGGCUGGAAGUAGCUACUCUCCUUAAAUUCCACUAUUUUUGUUUCUUAUAGAAAGCAUCUAUUUGUAGAAAAGGAGGAUCUCAUUAGUUAUUGUGACAUUAAAUAAGUCUGACAGCAAACAGAAUGUGCUCUAGAAUUUUGCACCAUCUUAUAUUAUUCAUGUUCAGUUACCAGAACUGGGCAGGUUAAUCCGAUACAACUAAGAAUUAAUAUUUAAUAAAAAUAUUGUGUGGAAUAACUGAUAUAAAGCAAAGAAUGAAGAGGUUCCAGUUAAUGCCGUCAGAAUGGAUGAUAAUUGUUGUGCUUUAAGGCAAACUUAAGAGAUGAUGAGGACUGUGGUGGUUAUUUGGCAGGAGUUACAAAGAAAAUGGGUAUAAAUGCCUUCUAGAAACAUAAGCUGGAAACAGACACAAGAAAAAACAGUUGUAUGACCUUAAAAUUUAAUUUGCAAAUUGGACAUCUUCUCCUUUCUUUAGAUAUAUCAAUAACUGUCUUUACAGGGAUAUUCACCACUAAUGUAAACCAAAGUAGCCUGAUGUGUUUAACUGUGAAGGUGCAAGACGUAAAUUACCGAGGUAGAAUCUCUGCUAUCCUUGAUGCUGAGACUGAGCAAGAGGAAAGGUGGUAAUGUAGGUGGGGAGUGUACAUGUAAGGUGCUAUUUGUAGUUCUGUUGUGAUGCCUUUGUGUAAGUCAGUUAUUGAAAACUUUGGCUAAUACGUUGUGCAUAUCACCUAUUUCAUUUUAACCAGAUUUAUUUAUUCCUAAUAAAUGUUCUUAAAG